Tilletiopsis washingtonensis is the source of this 1698-nucleotide messenger RNA. Its product is annotated as cyclopropane-fatty-acyl-phospholipid synthase. Gene Ontology annotation, biological process: lipid biosynthetic process. NCBI's taxonomy places the organism in Eukaryota, Fungi, Basidiomycota, Exobasidiomycetes, Entylomatales. The record is from RefSeq and is a predicted model, not a curated record. Bases 11 to 1528 code for a protein of 505 amino acids. The transcript is spliced from 4 exons.
CAUCACCGCCAUGUCCGCCGCUGCCUCGCGCGCCCUCGCGCCGCUGCUCAGCGUCGCCGCACCGCCGCUGCACGGCCUCGCGCGCCGCGUGCUGCUCGCCUACUUUGCACGCCUCACGCGCGGCUCGCUGUCGAUCACCGAGCACGGCCAGCCCGACGUGCGGCUGGGCGCCGACGCGCCGCAGGAGGGCGAUGCGCACGCCGUGCUGCGCGUGCGCCACGCGCGCUUCUGGACACGCAUGCUGCUCGGCGCCGACCUGGGCUUUGCCGAGGCGUACAUGACGGGCGACGUCGAGUGCGACGAGCUCGGCGAGGUCUUCCGCCUGUUCAUCCACAACCGCGAGGCGCUCGGCAACCUCGAGGUCGGCCUGCUGGCCAAUGCCAGUGCCUGGCUGCAGGCGCAGCUCAACCGCCGCUACGCCAACACGCGCGCCGGCAGCCUGAGCAACAUCGGCGCACACUACGACAUUUCGAACCAGAUGUACGAGGCCUUCCUCAGCGCCGACAUGACGUACUCGUGCGGCGUGUACCCGACGCUCGACGCCGACGUCGGCGCCGCGCGCCACGCCAGCGCCAAGCUCGCGCAGCUCACCAACGGCGCGCCGCGCAAGCCGCAGGGCAGCGGCGAGUUUGCCGACGACGGGCCCGGCGGGCCGACGCCGCCCGACGCCGAGGCGCGCAGCGACGACGGCAAGGCGGCCAAGGACGAGCUCGAGGCGGCACAGCUGACGAAGCUGCGCCUGCACAUCGAGCGCGCCGACAUCCGCAAGGGCCACCAUGUGCUCGAGAUCGGCACGGGCUGGGGCAGCUUUGCCAUGGAGGCCGUGCGGCGCACCGGCUGCACCGUCGAGAGCCUGACGCUGAGCGUCGAGCAAAAGGCGCUGGCCGAGGCGCGCAUCGCCAAGGCGGGCAUGAGCGGCAGCAUCAAGGUGCACCUGCUCGACUACCGAGACAUGCCGGCGUCGUGGAACGACAGCUUCGACCGCGUCGUGAGCAUCGAGAUGCUCGAGGCCGUCGGCAUCGAGUUCCUGCCGACGUACUUUGAGAACGUGUCGCGCGUGCUCAAGGCGCAGGGCGGCGCCGCGUGCUUCCAGUGCAUCACGAUGCCCGAGUCGCGCUUCGAGGCGUACGCGGCGGGCGUCGACUUUAUCAAGAAGUGGAUCUUCCCCGGCGGCGUGCUGCCGUCGGUGACGGCGCUCAUCGACGCUGCGACGCGCGGCAGCAAGGGCACGCUGCAGCUCGACGCCGCGCUCUCCAUCGGGCCGCACUACGCGCGCACGCUGCGCGAGUGGCGGCAGCGCUUCGACGCCGCGUUCGACGAGCACGUGCGGCCGGCGCUGCUCAGCGACCACAAGGCAAUCCGCGAGCUGCCGGCCGAGGCGCAGGCGCGCGAGGUCGAGGUGUUCCGGAAAAAGUGGACGUACUACUUUGUGUACUGCGAGGUGGGCUUCACAGAACGCGUCAUUGGCGACCACAUCCUCUCCUUUACGCGCGAGGGCAACACGAGCCUGCCGACGUGCUGCGGCUGAGCGCCGGGCGGGUCUGCUGUCGAUACCCUACUCUCUUCCUCCUGCCGCUGCGCUCUCGCGGCUCACGGCAACGCUCCUUUGCCCUGCUCCCAAUCCGUGCGCCUGCCUUGCCCUCCUCUGCGCCCUCGCCCGCCCGCUGUUACGCAAUUCGACGUGCAUCUUCUCCGACU